CUUCACUUUCUCACUCUCUCCCUGCUCUGCACACCCCACCACAAAGCCACCCACAUAGAGUGCAACAGCAAUACGAAGCUGAGAUUAAGUGUUAAAUCGAACAACAACACUAGGUAGAAUCUUCGUCCAUUUGCCUGCAAGAGAAGUAACAGAGAGCAUGAGAUCAUAAAAGAAAAACUAGAAGAACAAGGCAAGCUGUAAGGUUCUAGUAUUGAAGCGAUUGUUGGGUAAGUCCAUCAAAGUAUUGAAGCUACUACGGAAUCAUGGACAGAGAGAUCAUGAAAUUACAAGGAGCUUUGUUAUGCAUUCAAGCUGAAAAAAGAAGCCAAAAACCCAGAAAGUAAAUCCAGAAGCAAAUAGCAUGAAAUCAGAAACGAAAUUGGGCAUAGACUAUUUUUUGUUUUUUAUCAUAAGCGGAGCGAAGUUUUGCCGCGGCAAGCUGUCAAAGGUAUUAUUUUUAAUAUUUGAAAAUAGAUGUACCCUUCCCUUGCUAUAGAAGUUGGACCCCAGAAGAAACUGUGAGGAGGGAGGGAGGGAGAGAAAUUGGCAGAUAUGGAUGGUUCUCUAGAUUUUGAGUUUGAAGACCCACUUCUCAGUUCCCCUGUUGUUACCAAGAAAAGGAAGAAGGUUAUUGGGUUGGAUGAUCUUUUGAGUGAUUACUACAAAGAGAAAAGCAAACUUGUCGAGAGGGAGUCUAUACAAGAAAAGGCCCAAAAGGCCUACAACUCAGAUGACGAUGUCAAUACCAAAGAAGCUUCACUUUCUGAAGUGAUUGACCAAUGCCAAAAUCAGAUGAGAGAAAUUAGCGGUGAGGAAGAUAUGUCCACGUGGGGCAUGCAUGUAUUUGGGAAUCAGAAAGUUCCACCACCUCUAGCUUUUCCUGGGCUUGGAAGUUGUGCCAUCUUGCAGUCUUUCAUGAAUAAUGAACUCAAUUCCCUGUUUGAGCUCGAUUCAGAUAAAGGAGACCUGUUCCUUGAAGGAUUGUUAGCAAAUGGCUGGCUAUCAAAAUUGGCAUUUAUAUGCGGUUGUGUAGAAAAAUCAAUGGCCAUGUGGACAUUUAAUUUGAUGUUAUAUUCGCCGAAAGAAGAAUUGAGAACAUCUGCAUGUGAAUUCUGGUGUGCUAUUUUGUCAUCAAAAGAUGAGCCUGUCCUGAUUGAUUGGCUUCCUAGCUAUUUUGAAUUAAAAGGGGCUCUUGAAAUUUAUGGAUUUCAAUCUAAGUCUUCAUUCAACAGAGACUCUUUGCAUGCUGGUUCUAAUUGUGGAGGGCCACCUCAAAAUAUUAGAUCUUGGGUCAGAUUUGCUGCUGCUUGUAGUCAUGUAAGGAAUAAAUUCUCUGUCCUUUCAACCUCAGAAGCUGAAGAGUUAGUUGAAGUCAUUAUUUUUCUGUUCUUAGAUCACCAGCUUCAUGGUCUGGCAGUGCUUUUAUACGAAUGUAUGCAAUCACUUAUCAGUUACUUCACAGAGAAAGAAUGGAAGAACAGCUGUAACAAGAUAGCAAAAUCACUUGCUUGCAGAGUUCCUAAGGACUUAAACUGCUUGCGAGCUGUGGAAUGCAUUUCAGGAUACGAUACUCGCAGUAAGCAACUUAGAAGUUCCGUUGCCUAUCAAAUUCUUCUUGUUUGUUUUGAUAAUAAGAUGCUAGAUUAAUUGAUAUAUCAGUAAUACGUCCAUGAACUUGGCCAGUUGGAAAGCUUUAGAUAAAUCUUGAAAGUUCCAGCAAUGUUACCCCCCCAAAUCGCUAAUACAACAGCAAAUGGAAGUCAGAUUUUCAAGGCAGAUGCCUUAAAUCUUGCAACAAAAUUUUCAAGAAAAAGAUCCACCUCAUCAGAAAAGGCUUCCUUUUGUUUUGCUGGAUAAUGCUUUAUUCAAGUGCCCUCCUCCAUGGCAUCUAUUAAUCCAACUUCCUUUUCUGGUUCCAUUUUGAUUGUCAGAGCUUUUGCUUUUUGGUUCUCUAUACAUUGAUUUCCUGCCCAUUGUUGAUUCUAGUUUUUUUUCCCCAAAAUCUAUUCCAUUGGCAACGGGAAAUCUCACAGGCUGGGAGUGACUGUUGAAGUGUAAGAAGUAGCACUGUGUUAAUGAAGUAUAAAAACUUAGACCAUUUAUCUUCUUAUUUCAUUAUUGUUUACAAGAGACCGGCAGCUUCAUGGUCAUGUCUGAAAAGCCAUUACCAUAUCUGCAAAAAACAUGAGUUCAUGCAAUCAAAGGACUUUAGUGCUUCAUGGCUGAAUGGAAGCUCUAUCAAAUAAGAUAACUCUAAACAAUAGUCAACUGAUUGCUUGAGUCCAUUAAACUUCUUUUUGAUCUUAAGGUUUCACAUCUUUCAAGCUCAGUCAAGUUGUCUUACAAGUCAUAUUUUGUGAUUUUUCA
Messenger RNA from Carya illinoinensis, 2367 nucleotides. RefSeq lists its product as uncharacterized. The record is from RefSeq and is a predicted model, not a curated record. The coding region runs from base 553 to 1647 and encodes 364 amino acids. NCBI's taxonomy places the organism in Eukaryota, Viridiplantae, Streptophyta, Magnoliopsida, Fagales, Juglandaceae. The transcript is spliced from 12 exons.